Molecule: messenger RNA, 1040 nt
Organism: Haplochromis burtoni (Burton's mouthbrooder)
Lineage: Eukaryota; Metazoa; Chordata; Actinopteri; Cichliformes; Cichlidae
Product: low choriolytic enzyme
Exons: 8
Coding region: 258-1040 (260 amino acids)
Biological process (GO): proteolysis
Molecular function (GO): zinc ion binding; metalloendopeptidase activity
Source: RefSeq, a predicted model, not a curated record
CUCCUCAUAUCAUCUCCCUGCACGCUGAAUCCUCUACGUAGGGAAAUCCCAGAUAUCUGAUUCUCUUCAUGUGGAUGUUGUCUGCUCAGCAUUUUCAUUGGGAGAAAAGUUAACAUCCAGAUGAACAGAAUCAGCUGUUGGGCUGCCCGUAUCCCACUUAUUUGCCUUUCUAUUCCAGCAGAUACAUUCAUUGAAGUUCUUUUUUAAACAGUGCUGUUCAGAUUGUGACUGUAGGUUAACUGCAGAGGACCAACAUCAUGACUCCAGCCUUUUUCUUCUCCGUCUGCCUGUCAAUGACAGCCGUUUGUCUGAGGGCUGCUGUCAUUAGAAAUAUAACUGAUGAGUCUCUGGGUGCCUCAGCGAUCAUUGAAAAAGUCAAUGCUAACUCAACAAAAGUGUUGGUUCAUGGUGACAUUGUGCCCACUGCUACCAGGAAUGCUGUUCCAUGCACAGCCAUUGGCUGCAAGUGGCCUAAAACUGGACCCUUUGUCUAUGUACCUGUCUCCAUUGGCCUGAAUACAGUAAGCAGCAGCCAAGAGCGCGACGUCAUCAUCAAUGCCCUAGUCACCUUCCACGCUUCCACCUGCAUCCGGUUUGUCUGGCGUACAACCCACAGAGAUUUCCUUCACUUCUUCUCUGGACAAGGGUGUUAUUCAUACCUGGGCCGUCAGAAUGGAGGACAGCUAGUCUCCCUGCAGAGAAAUGGUUGCUUGUUUCAGUCGACGGUGCAACAUGAGGUUCUUCAUGCUCUGGGCUUCCACCACGAGCAGGUCCGCUCUGACAGAGAUCUGCAUGUGAGGAUCCUUACCGCGAACAUCAUCCCAGGAAAAGAGCACAACUUUGUGAAAGUGCAGACCAACAAUUUGGGGACUCCCUAUGACUUCAACUCUGUCAUGCACUAUGGCAGAUUCCACUUCUCCAAGAAUAGGAAGCCAACAAUUGUUGCCAAAUCCAAUCCUAAUCUUAAUUUUGGAAAUGCUUUCCAAAUGAGUGCCAAUGACAUUGCCCGUGUAAACAGGCUUUAUGGAUGCUGUGAGUAA